UUAUCGCCGCCAUCAGAACGGGCCCCAUUUGGCCAACAUCUCUACGAGCUCCUGUCGCGAUUCCUCGUGACGGAGCACCUCGACUAUGGCAUUACUCUUGCUCUGCAGUCUAUCAACUCGUACGAUCCCAAGACCUCGGAACCAAAUCUGACCUUCUUUGCGGCGGUGAACGAGGGCACCAGUCUGUUCAAUUUCUUUGAAAAAGCGGUCAACGAAUUCAUCGGGCCACUCUUCAAGUAUGUCCCUUGGUCCUUUUGCUAUAUACACACACACGCACACCUACCAAACACGAACCACUAUUUUUUUCUAAACUGGCCUAGUUAUUUGAUGGUCCAAGAAGUCUGUCACGUAAAACCUUGUUUUCUUUCCCAAACUUGA
This is a messenger RNA of Dibothriocephalus latus, 378 nucleotides long. Lineage: Eukaryota; Metazoa; Platyhelminthes; Cestoda; Diphyllobothriidea; Diphyllobothriidae. The record is from the annotation of a GenBank genome assembly.